AACUUGAAGAAGAGGAGGCGCGGCAUCUCGAGCAGCAGCGGCGGCGGCUUCGGCGGCGGCCCGCCCGCGACCCCUUCGCCAUGUCGUCGGACGAAGACGAUGGGGACGCGACGAUUCUGCAGCUGCUGCAGACCGCCGUGCGCACCGCGAUCGUCGCGUUCGCGCUGACGUUCGCCGCGUGGCUCUACUGCCGGCUGAGCCAGCGCCGCUGCAAGUGCGUCGCCCGGCUCGAGGGCAAGACGGUCCUGAUAACCGGCGGCAGCGCAGGCAUCGGCUACGAGACGGCCAAAGCGCUGGCGUCGCGCGGAGCCCGGGUCAUCUUCACCUGCCGCAACAUGCAGGUGGGCCGCCAGGCGCUCGCCUCCAUGAUCGAGGCGAGCGGCGGCGGCGACGUGGUGCUCAAGCAUCUCGACCUCUGCUCGCUGUCCUCGGUGCGCCGCCUGGCGACCGACGUCAUGGCGACCGAGCCCCGACUCGACCUGCUCGUCAACAACGCGGGUCGGUCGGCGCCGCCGCAGCGGACGCUCACCGUCGACGGCUACGAGACGACCAUACAGAGCAACCACCUGGGCCACGCGCUGCUCACGGGCAUGCUGCUCGACCUGCUGCGGCGCUCGGCCCCGUCGCGCGUCGUCGUAGUCUCGUCCAUGGUGCACGCGUGGGCGCAGCUGGACCCGGACGACCCGUUCCUCGAGCGCCACUACACGCCGAGCCGCGCGUAUGGCCUAUCCAAGCUGUACAACGUGUACUUCGCCCGCGAGCUGGCCGACAAGCUCCGCGGCGAGCAGGUCACCGUCAACGCCCUCCACCCGGGUCUGGUCAAGUCGCGCUUCUUCCGCGAGCCGCCCAUCACGUACUGCGCCAAAUUCCUGCGAUACGCCGUCAUACCGCUAUUCGGAAAGUCGCCCUCGGAGGGUGCCCAGACGAGCAUCCACCUGUGCCUAGCGCCCGAGUUGGCACACACGACAGGCCGCUACUUCAUGGAGUGCCGCGAGGCGAAGCCGGCCGCCCACGCCCUGGACCCGACGCUCCAGCGGCAGGCCUGGGAGAUCACCGAGCAGGCGCUCAACGUGCGCCUAUGCUACUGAGCGGGCGCCACGGCGAAAGCAUGCCUUGCCAGCUGCUGCUGUUGUGGAGUUAACAAAAUUUGUUGCUCUAUUCGGAGACGUUGCGGGUUAACUUGCAGACGCGGUAUAGUUUGGGGAAGCAACGAGUUUUCCGCGAGUUGUUGCGGCGUGGGCCAUCGCGUAACGGUUGUUGUUAUUGACGGUCGUGACGAUGACGAUAUGAUGAUCUGUGUUGUACGUUCUCUUUUCCUUUGGAUCGGAUGAUGUGCGAGAAGAUCGAUCCGGAUCUGGUACUCGUCUAAAAUAAUUAAAACGUACAAGAAGAAGGAAAGAAAACCGAAUAAACUGUUCGUCUUAUACA
This is a messenger RNA of Dermacentor andersoni, 1428 nucleotides long. RefSeq names its product retinol dehydrogenase 14-like. NCBI's taxonomy places the organism in Eukaryota, Metazoa, Arthropoda, Arachnida, Ixodida, Ixodidae. The record is from RefSeq and is a predicted model, not a curated record.